Messenger RNA from Gracilinanus agilis (Agile Gracile Mouse Opossum), 858 nucleotides. It is a transcript of the gene ERMN, whose product is annotated as ermin. Gene Ontology annotation, molecular function: actin filament binding. Gene Ontology annotation, biological process: morphogenesis of a branching structure; actin filament organization; regulation of cell shape. The record is from RefSeq and is a predicted model, not a curated record. Gene Ontology annotation, cellular component: filopodium; myelin sheath; extracellular exosome. Lineage: Eukaryota; Metazoa; Chordata; Mammalia; Didelphimorphia; Didelphidae. The transcript has 3 exons. Bases 1 to 858 code for a protein of 285 amino acids.
AUGACAGAAGUUCCAAAGACAUCCAGUCUGACUGAAUGCAAUGGAGACAUGUCACCUGAAAAAGACAUCACUGAAAUUAGUGAUGAGGUUUUCACUUCUGAUGGCCUCAGUCAAUGCCAUGAUGCUGAUGUGAGUCUCGAAGAUUCUUUCUCUAAAGGAAAUCUAGAAGAAAAAUAUUCUAGAGCAAGCAUGAUCUGCAGAGAUUUGGCUUGGUCUUUGGAAGAGAAUAAACAUCUAGAAGAGGACUUUACUGUUCACAAGAGAAUAGCAAGUCUCUCCCUUAAGGAAACAAGAACUGGUGAAGUGACAUCAGAGGAAGGACUUCAGUGGGAGAAGAUUCCUCCAUAUGGAAGAGUCCAAGAAACAACCAGACUGAAGGAAAGUGGCACUGAAAAGCUUCUAGAUGAAAGAGAUGGUGGAAUUAAGGAAAAUGAGGAAUUCCAGGUAGCAGAAACAGAAGAUAACUUGGAGUGGCUGGGAUCUCAGCAACCCAGCAAAGAUGGAAUGAUGAUCAAACAGGACAAAGAAGUAGAGGAUGGUGAGCAAGAGAUAGAUAAUGAUAAUGAGGAUGGUGAUGAUGAUGAUGAUGAUGAAGAAGAUGAAGUACGAUUGAUAGAGUUUAAGAAAGGCAAUGGAAGAGCUUCUCACUUCAAGGAGGAAGGCAAUGGCAGUGAGGACUCCCCUCUGAGCAGCCCCAGUUCACAGCCUAUGACCCCAGAGGAGCUACCGGCCUUGGGAAAGAAGAAUGAUAUUUCCAGACAUACUUAUUCAAGAUACAACACAAUAUCCUACCGGAAAAUUAAAAAGGGGAACACAAAGCAGAGAAUUGAUGAAUUUGAGUCCAUGCUGCAUUUGUAA